Molecule: messenger RNA, 462 nt
Organism: Darwinula stevensoni
Lineage: Eukaryota; Metazoa; Arthropoda; Ostracoda; Podocopida; Darwinulidae
Source: the annotation of a GenBank genome assembly
AUGGGCGCUAGUGGCAGCAAAAGGGAAUUAUCCGAAGAAGAAAUAGAAUUUCUCCUGAAACAAACCAAGUACGACCGGGAAGCCAUAAAGAAAUGGCACGAGGCGUUCAUCAAAGACUGCCCCGACGGCCGGCUCACGAGGAAAAAGUUCAUGAAGGUCUACAGCAUGUUCUGCCCCGGCAAGAACACGGAGGCGUUUCGGUCUCACCUCUUUCGUACUUUCGACGCGAACGGGGACGGGCACAUCAGCUUCCGCGAAUUUCUGCUGACUCUGGACAUGACGUCGUCUGCGAAGCCGGAAGAGAAGCUGAAGUUGGCGUUCAAGAUGUACGAUGUGGAUGGGAACGGGUACAUCGAAAUUCACGAGAUGACGCACAUAUUGGACUCGAUAUACUCCAUGAUGGGAGUUCCGGCCUGGGUUCGAGGCGCGCCUCUGUGCGGCCCUCUCUCUCGGGUCUCUUAG